Messenger RNA from Anolis sagrei ordinatus, 871 nucleotides. It is a transcript of the gene TP53RK, whose product is annotated as TP53 regulating kinase. The record is from RefSeq and is a predicted model, not a curated record. Gene Ontology annotation, molecular function: ATP binding; protein serine/threonine kinase activity. Lineage: Eukaryota; Metazoa; Chordata; Lepidosauria; Squamata; Anolidae. Gene Ontology annotation, cellular component: EKC/KEOPS complex; cytosol; nucleus. Gene Ontology annotation, biological process: protein phosphorylation.
GUUGUUUGGCUCGUUCAGCCAACAUGGCGGGUCCAGCGGGAGACGGAGGCUCGGUCAGCCCCACACCUGAGGCCGCGGCGCCCCCACCCAUGGAAGGCCUGCAGCUGGUUCAGCAGGGGGCGGAAGCCCGGGUCUACCGGGGCCUCUUCCUGGGCCGGCCAGCGGUAGUAAAGCAUCGCUUCCCGAAGCGCUAUCGCCACCCGCUCCUGGAGGAAAGGCUGAGCCGGAAGCGGACGGCGCAAGAGGCCCGCUCGCUGCUGCGGUGCCGACGAGCAGGGAUUUCUGCACCUGUUGUGUAUUUUGUAGAUUAUGUUUCCAACUGCAUCUACCUUGAAGACAUUGUGGGAUCAACCACAGUCCGGGACUAUAUCCUCUCCGAACAGCAGUCUGGGAAAUGUUCCAGUAGCCUUACUGUGUUAGCAGAGAAAAUAGGUGACAUUUUAGCACGGAUGCAUGACGAAGACCUCGUCCACGGAGAUCUCACGACUUCAAACAUGCUUUUGCGACCACCGGCAGAGAAACUAGAUCUCGUCUUGAUAGAUUUGGGACUGAGCUUUAUUUCUGCCCUUCCUGAGGACAAGGGCGUUGAUUUGUAUGUCUUGGAGAAGGCCUUUCUGAGCACCCAUCCAAACACAGAAGCCCUGUUUGAAGCCCUCCUGAAGAAGUACACAGCGGCCUCAAAGAAAUCGGCCCCGGUGAUUAAAAAACUGGACGAAGUUCGGCUGAGAGGACGGAAACGUUCCAUGGUUGGGUGAAAGCAGAGCAUGCAAAGCCCGGGCAGAGAGGUUUCAUUCUCCAUGCCAUUUGAAUGUAUCAAGUUAUAAGAUAACUUACCUGUUUUCAAUAAAGCUGUUUGUAGUUUUAUGCCUGA